AAGAGCCAGAAGCGCGAGGGAACGAGCGACCGUAGUCCUUUCUAAUAUAGCAAAAUUCCUUCACACCCGCCCAAAUUUGACCUUUUUAACUUUAAUCUCCGUUUCUUCUCUUGCUCUAGCAAUUUAGAUCUAAAUUUUAAUAGCCAAAAAGAGAACAUUUUCAUUUUCAUUUUUCAAUUUUUACUUUUUCAUGGUAUAUUCAAAAGUUCUAAUGUGAAAAGGUUUUAAUUGAGUUAACUCGUGGAGGAUAAUCAGCGGCUGAGUCAAAGAGGCUAUGGCAGGAACGAGUGACUCAGUUUCUGUCAAGGUUCCUUACAGGAACUUAAGGAAAGAUUCGGAGGUUGAAAUGAUCGACGAUCCAUGUCAUAGUCGGAUCGAUCUAAAUUCGUCUCCUGGCUCUCCUUCAACUUCUGCUUCGCCGCCUUCGGCUAGUUUUCCCAACGGAAACUCUAACUUAUCGUCGCCGAUCCACGUUAGAUCUAAGGAUUGUAGCUUGAUAACUCUCGCUCUUAGUUGUACGAUCGCCGCCGGGGUUCAAUUUGGUUGGGCUUUGCAACUAUCGCUAUUGACACCUUACAUUCAGACACUUGGAAUAGAGCAUGCUUUUUCUUCGUUCAUUUGGCUCUGUGGUCCAAUAACUGGUCUUGUGGUUCAACCUUGUGUCGGUAUUUGGAGUGAUAAAUGCACUUCAAAAUAUGGAAGGAGACGGCCUUUUAUCCUUGCUGGAUCACUCAUGAUCUCUCUUUCUGUGAUAAUAAUCGGAUUUUCUGCAGACAUUGGAUACAUUUUAGGUGAUACAAAGGAGCAUUGCAGUACGUUUAAAGGUACACGAACGAGGGCGGCUUUUGUCUUUGUUAUUGGAUUCUGGAUGUUGGAUCUUGCUAACAAUACAGUGCAGGGACCAGCUCGUGCCCUUCUGGCUGAUCUAUCAGGUCCUGAUCAGCACAAUUCUUCAAAUGCCAUAUUUUGCUUAUGGAUGGCUGUUGGAAACAUCUUGGGGUUUUCGGCUGGUGCUAGUGGGAGUUGGCAUCGGUGGUUUCCUUUCUUGGAAAGUAGAGCUUGCUGUGAAGCCUGUGCCAAUCUUAAGGCAGCAUUUCUUGUCGCUGUUGUAUUUCUCUUCUUUUGUACUGCUGUGACUAUAUUGUUUGCUAAGGAGGUUCCGCUUCCACCGCCAGCAAACGAGUCGACCCAUUUAUCUGAUUCUGCACCUUUGUUGGAUGAUUCCACACAAAAUGGCUUUCAACACUCAAAUUCAAAAUCUGAUGUGUCCGCUGUUGCCAAUGCUAACAGAAGCACUGCUGAAAAUGGAUAUGAGCGAGUGUCAAAAUUGAGACAUUCUAACUCAAAAGAUACAAAUGUUCAAAAUGAAGUUUUCAGUGAUGGGCCUGGAGCCGUAUUGGUCAACUUAUUAACCAGUUUAAGGCAUUUACCACCUGCAAUGCACUCGGUUCUUAUUGUUAUGGCUCUCAGUUGGCUUUCCUGGUUCCCAUUCUUUUUAUUUGAUACGGAUUGGAUGGGAAGAGAAGUAUUCCAUGGUGAUCCAAAAGGGAAUGCUGCUGAAAUAAAGUUGUAUGAUCAAGGUGUCAGAGAAGGUGCAUUUGGUUUGCUAUUAAAUUCUGUUGUUCUGGGGGUUAGUUCAUUCUUUAUUAGACCUAUGUGUCAACGGAUGGGGUCAAGACUUGUUUGGGCAACAAGCAACUAUACUGUGUUUGCCUGUAUGGCCAUUACAGCUAUCAUUAGUUUGGUAUCUGUCAAAGAAUAUACUCAAGGGAUCGAACAUGUAAUUGGUGGGAGUGCAGCAAUCAGGAUUGCUGCCUUGGUUGUUUUCACCCUUCUUGGCUUUCCUCUAGCUAUUACCUAUAGUGUUCCAUUUUCUGUUACAGCAGAGUUGACUGCAGAUUCUGGUGGUGGCCAAGGAUUGGCAAUUGGAGUUUUGAACCUUGCAAUUGUCAUUCCACAGAUGAUUGUAUCUCUUGGUGCGGGUCCAUGGGAUGCUCUAUUUGGUGGAGGAAAUAUACCGGCCUUUAUUUUGGCUUCCUUCUGCGCUCUGGCUGCAGGGGUUAUUGCAACUCUUAGGCUGCCUGAUCUGUCAAGUUCCUUCAAUUCAUCUGGUUUUCAUUUUGGAUAAGGAUUAAAAUGGCCUAAAUUGGGUGACCACCACUCUGUAUAUUAUACUUGGCAACCAUGAAAAUACUGCCAUUUGAUUUCAGGGGAUGACUCUAACAUGAUUUGUAGGUAUAUUUUUUCAUAUUAAAAUCUAUGCAUAUUAUGUAUCCAGAUUCAUUCAUUCCCCAACUUCGUUGGCACUUGUACUUUAUGCAGAGUGUAAAUUUCGAGUUAGCAUAUUGAAAAAUAUAUACAUACUCAGGAUUAUCGGUGUCUUAUGUA
Messenger RNA from Gossypium raimondii (Peruvian cotton), 2388 nucleotides. RefSeq names its product sucrose transport protein SUC3. Gene Ontology annotation, molecular function: sucrose:proton symporter activity. Bases 275 to 2128 code for a protein of 617 amino acids. The record is from RefSeq and is a predicted model, not a curated record. Gene Ontology annotation, cellular component: membrane. NCBI's taxonomy places the organism in Eukaryota, Viridiplantae, Streptophyta, Magnoliopsida, Malvales, Malvaceae. The transcript is spliced from 14 exons.